Molecule: messenger RNA, 1116 nt
Organism: Neltuma alba
Lineage: Eukaryota; Viridiplantae; Streptophyta; Magnoliopsida; Fabales; Fabaceae
Product: spore wall protein 1-like
Exons: 5
Coding region: 47-694 (215 amino acids)
Source: RefSeq, a predicted model, not a curated record
AGCCAUAUCUUCAGUCUCUGAGUUGCUCAUCAACAUACGAGAACUCAUGGAAGAACAAAAGCAAUCAACCAUCAGAUCUACAACAGAUGCCUCAGAAGGCUCAACGGAAGCACAUAAUAUGAAGUCAACUACCACCAACGACGGCACUCAACAAACAACAAAUGUCAGUGAAACCAAAGCAUCACAUCAUCAUAAGUUUGGGGCAGAUGCUAAAAAGUCGCGAGGUAGCCCAGGAGGCGUCGUAGGUACACAUGAUCACCCACUGGAAUAUGACUCAGCAUCAUCAGGUCAACCAACAGAUGGGCAUGAAAAUAAGCAAGCAGGCUCAACAGGAGCACAUAAUAAUAUGAAGCCAGCCACUGCUUCCGACAGCUCUCAGGCGAAAAAGGAGACUGAUAAAACUGAAGCGCAGAAAGAUGGAGCAAAACCAGGAGGUAGUGAGUCAGGAAGUGAUGGAUCAGGAUCUGCGGGGACCGAUGGAGGUAGUGGAGGUACACAUGACUACCCACUGCAAGGUGUUGCCAGUUCUACAAAGACUGAAGAAACUCAUGCUAAUCCCAACCAAACCACUACUUGCAAAAGCUCUCAGUCAACAGAGCAGAGUGAAACUCAAGUAUCGUCUCAUCUAUUGACUCGUGAUGGACACCACCCGGGAGGAACCUAUGGAGGCAACACAGGGACACACGGGUUAUAGAAAUUAAUGGUGUGUUGGUUUCAUUUCUGAAGCCUUUCGCAAAGUGAUGUUUAAAUAGGUUUCAUAAACUUCAUGAAUAAUGUUGUCCAAGAAUUUAGUUUGCGUCCUGGGCAGAAUGAUGUAAUUAGCUUGUGAGUUGAAAUAAGUGUGGCGGCAUGGUGUGUUAAUUAGUCGUCUUGUCGUAUGUUUUAAUUUCAGUUCUAUCUUUGAUCUUUUUUCUUUUGUUUUUUUUGGGUGGAGGUUGUAUCUUUGAUCUUUGAUGACUUCAAAAUCAUCCAAGAUCCAUGAGUGUGACGAGUUGAUUUGUUAGUGAUCGAUCAUCUUUAGCAUGCCAUAUCAGCAUCGCUUCCAGGUUUAAAAGAUAGAUAGGGACUAACUUGGAAAUUGAAUAAUCUUCCGAAGAACAAGAAUUAAGUAUAUGA